UGAGCGGCGACGGCGAUAAGUGAGAGCAGUGCUGCUUGAGAAGCCAUCAUGAAGCUGCCACUACUGUUACUGCUGUUCGUGGCCUGCGUCCUCGGUGAUGCAAACGAGGGAGAUGGACCGGUUGAAGAGAUGUGGUACGGAUCGCCAGAGGAUCCGGACUGGUACAAAUUCGAAGAAGCUGACAGCCCAUCAGAGUUCACCGACGUGGAAGAACGCAUCGUUGGCGGCUCCGAUGCCUUUCCAGGUCAGUUCCCGUACGUGGUAUCCCUGAAGACACCGGACGAGUCCGGGUUCCAGCAUUUCUGCGGGGGCUCCAUUCUGACAGAAGAGUGGAUACUCACAGCUGCACAUUGCAUCGUCAACCUGAAUGUCUCUGAUUACGUUGUGGUGGCCGGCGAGUAUGACCUGACUGUGGACGAGGGCACUGAGCAGGUCGUGGGAGUCUCCGAGGCGUUCAUCUACCCGUACCUUGCCCAUGGUGGCUUGUACAACGAUACGGCACUCCUGCGGCUGAACUCUUCGCUGGAGUUCAACGUCAACGUCAGUGCCAUAUCGCUCCCAGAGUACAACUCCACCCCUGAAGGUGUGUACUUGUGA
This is a messenger RNA of Schistocerca cancellata (South American locust), 597 nucleotides long. Its product is annotated as trypsin-1-like. The coding region runs from base 49 to 597 and encodes 182 amino acids. The record is from RefSeq and is a predicted model, not a curated record. The transcript is spliced from 5 exons. Lineage: Eukaryota; Metazoa; Arthropoda; Insecta; Orthoptera; Acrididae. Gene Ontology annotation, biological process: proteolysis. Gene Ontology annotation, molecular function: serine-type endopeptidase activity.